AUGGCUCCCGUUGGCGCGCGCUCGCUGGGAGUGCUGCUCGUCGCUGUCCUGGGUUUGACUUCUGGAGCUGAGCUGUCAUUCACUCUGGAGCCCAGUGACAUCAUUGCCGUUCAGGAGCAGCCGCUAAUGCUGCCCUGCCAGGUGGAUGGCGUCCCACCUAUCACCACGCAGUGGAGGAGGAACGGCAAGCCUCUACCAGAGGACCACAGCUAUACCAUGCUUCCCAACGGCUCCCUGCUGAUAGGCCACUUCCAGAGGACCAAGUCGGACGGUUCCUCUGACGAGGGAGACUACGAAUGCGUGGCCCAGAAUGCCUUUGGCCUGCUCUUGAGCCGCAAGGCACGAGUACAGGCUGCCACGAUGGCCGAGUUCCAUGUGCAGCCCCAAUCAGUGCACGCAGAGGAGGCAGGUGUAGGCCGCUUCCAGUGUCAGAUCCACGGCCUCCCAGAACCCAUCAUCAGCUGGGAGAAGGACGGACGGCCUGUGGACACCGAGGAUGACAGGUACACCCUGCUGCCCACGGGUGUCCUGCAGAUCACAGGCCUGCACCCUGAGGACAGUGGCUUGUUCUGCUGCGUGGCCCACAACAGUGCCGGCGUCAAGCGUAGCGCCACCGCCAGGCUCAGCAUCUCAGGCACACAGUCUUCCGUUUACAAAGAGCCGAUGAUCGUGGUGGGCCCCGAAAACCUCACACUCACUGUUCACCAAACUGCCAUUUUGGAAUGCGUUGCCACGGGAUACCCACGCCCCAUCGUCUCCUGGAGCCGGCUGGAUGGGCGUCCCAUUGGCGUGGAGGGGAUCCAGGUUCUGGGCACAGGGAAUCUGAUGAUCUCUGACGUCGGAGUGCAGCACUCAGGGGUCUACGUCUGCGCAGCCAACAAGCCAGGGACCCGCGUACGCAGAACUGCACAAGGUCGUCUGGUGGUGCAAGCCCCAGCUGAGUUCAUCCAACCACCCCAAUCUAUUGCACGUCCAGUGGGCACCACGGCCAUCUUCACCUGCCUGGCACAGGGUGAACCCCUUCCACAGCUCACCUGGCUGAAGAAUGGCCAGGUCCUGGAGCCGGGGGGGCACGUCAAGCUCAGGAACAACAACAGUACGCUCACCAUCUAUGGCAUCAGCCAGGAGGAUGAGGCUAUCUAUCAGUGCAUCGCGGAGAACAGCGCUGGCUCCAGCCAGGCGAGCGCACGGCUGACUGUGCUGUGGGCAGACGGCCUUCCGGGGGCUCCCUGCUUACUCCAUGCUGCCGCCGUGUCGCCCACCACCAUCCGCCUCUCCUGGCAGAGGCCGCAGCAGGGCACGCAGGACAUCAUCGGAUACGUGGUGCACAUCCGCAGGACGAUGGACCCAGUGGAGAUGGAGUACCAGGAGGCUGUGGGAAAGGGCACUCUGCAGCAGGUGGUGAGCGACCUCGAACCCUCGACCAGCUACACCUUCUACGUGAAGGCCUACACCUCGCGUGGCGCCAGCAAGCCCUCCGAGUCGGUUGUGGCGAGCACGCAGGGAGAGGCGCCGGCUCCUCCGUCCCUGCUCACUCGGGUGCUGAACUCCACCGCUGUGCAAGCGGUGUGGGAGCCCUCGGGGAAGCUAGGCCAGCAAGGCGGCUUCAAGCUCUUCUACCGCAAGGUGCAAUCGGCCGCGUUCUCCGGACCUCUGACCUUCGCGCGCAACGUCACCCAGUACAACAUCACGCAGCUGGAGUCGGCGUUGGUGUACGAGGUGAAGCUGCUGGCGUUCAACCAGCACGGCGACGGCAACGCCACCGUCCGCUUCGUCUCGCUGAAGGAGCCCGCGGAGACGUCAGCGCCGGAUGCCCCCUGCGAGUGUGCGAGGGAGGAGUCGGCCAAAACGUCCUCCACCGCCAUCGUCAUCGGGAUACACAUCGGGGUCACGUGCAUCAUUUUCUGCGUGCUCUUCCUCAUUUUUGGCUACAGGGGCAGACUGGCAAUGUGCAAAACCCUUCAGGACAGGCUGGCCGCUCCCCGGUCGUCACGCAGCGUACCCGCGGACCCCCCUCCGGCCUCCUCUGGGUCGCACGGCGCCCUGGCUGCGAACAGUGAUGGCGGAGGCAAGGCGAGGGGAGACGUCAGCGAGCUGGAGAGGCUUUUCCCCAGGACUUGUCAGGGAGGCAGUGUGAGCGCUUCCCGUCCACUGGAUGAGUCUCAGGUGUCCACUCUGUCUCUGGAUGAGUUCAGCCUUGAGCCAGAGGGAGAAACUCAGUUCCAGGAGGUGCCAGAAGACGGCAGGCUCUCGGAGGGGUGA
Molecule: messenger RNA, 2262 nt
Organism: Scleropages formosus (Asian bonytongue)
Lineage: Eukaryota; Metazoa; Chordata; Actinopteri; Osteoglossiformes; Osteoglossidae
Product: immunoglobulin superfamily DCC subclass member 3-like
Exons: 14
Coding region: 1-2262 (753 amino acids)
Biological process (GO): cell-cell adhesion
Molecular function (GO): protein binding
Source: RefSeq, a predicted model, not a curated record